Molecule: messenger RNA, 1638 nt
Organism: Microdochium trichocladiopsis
Lineage: Eukaryota; Fungi; Ascomycota; Sordariomycetes; Xylariales; Microdochiaceae
Product: CBF/Mak21 family protein
Exons: 3
Coding region: 1-1638 (545 amino acids)
Biological process (GO): ribosome biogenesis
Cellular component (GO): Noc4p-Nop14p complex; small-subunit processome; nucleolus
Source: RefSeq, a predicted model, not a curated record
AUGCCAAGCGUCGUAGCAGACGAGUCGCUUAAGCGAAAGAGGUCAAAGUCCUCUGUCAAGUCGAACAAGCGCGCAAAGGCCGACAGCGACAGCGAAAGCGAAGAUGAAGGGUCGACCCAGCAGGCUCAGAUUCUGAGCCUCGAGAGCGAGAUCCUCGAAUCCAAGAAACACUACAACAACAUCGCAAAGCUGCUCGAGAUUGCCAAGGGCACAGAAGACGCCGAUAGUGCUGAUUUCGCCACAGUUUCCCUCUGCCGAGUAUUCCUUCGGUUGCUAGCUGGCGGACACCUGCUGCGAGCAACCGGGCAGUCAGAAAAGGAAGUCGUGGUGGUACAAUGGCUCAAGAGCAGACUGGGCGACUAUAGAAAGCUCGUCGUCAGUGCUCUAGGGGACGAGACCACCGCAUCGACUGCCCUGACGUUGGCUAUGCGCAUCCUCAAGGCCGAGAGCCAGCACAGCAACGACAAAUCGGAAUACACUUUCCCCAAGGUCUUCCUCUCUGACAUUGUGCGGGAGAUUGUGCACAAUGGCUCCGAAGACGUACGGGACGAAUUUUGUGAGAAGUACCUGGGCGAAUACGCGGAUAUCAAGUUCUACACUUUCAAGGCUCUCAAGGACAUUCUCGCCGAGUCCGAAGAAGAUAUCGAGUCCAAUUUGUUUGAUAAAGCUUUCGAGAUAAUGGCCUUCUUCGAAGACGCACCCGACGACAUGGAGCAGAUGGGCGACUUCUAUAUUGAGGCGCCCAAAAGGAAGGGCCACCCGGUCACUUCCUUCCACCAACAGAAAAGAGCAGCGCAGGAGGCCUGGCUGGCAGUAUUGGCGCUGGGAAUGUCUCGCGAGCAACGGAAGAAGGUGCUCAGCAUAAUGACUGGUUCCAUUGCGCCGUGGUUCUCGAAACCAGAGCUGCUCAUGGACUUCUUGACAGAUUCGUACAAUGCUGGAGGCGCAACCUCUCUGCUAGCACUGUCAGGUGUCUUCUAUCUCAUCAAGGAGCGCAACCUCGACUAUCCCUCGUUCUACCGCAAACUAUACUCACUUUUGGAUGCCGACAUCCUCCACUCAAAGCAUCGGUCCCGCUUCCUUCGACUGUUGGACACCUUCCUCAGCUCAACCCACUUACCGGCUGUUUUGGUCGCCAGCUUUAUCAAGCGUAUCAGUCGUUUGUGUUUGAAUGCACCACCUGCCGCGAUAGUCUCGGUGAUCCCCUGGAUCUACAACCUUUUCAAGAAGCACCCUGGCUGCACAUUCAUGAUGCACCGGGUUCUAAGGACGCCGGAGGAGAAAGAAGCUUUAGCCAACGAUGGGUUCGUGGACCCCUUCCUGGAGAACGAGCAGGAUCCUACGGAGACGGAGGCCAUCGAGAGCUCUCUGUGGGAGAUCGUCCAGCUCCAGUCCCACUACCACCCGAACGUGGCGACAAUAGCCAAGAUCAUCUCGGAGCAAUUCACGAAGCAGUCAUAUAAUGUGGAGGAUUUCCUCGACCACUCUUACAGCAGUCUGUUGGACGCCGAGCUCGCAAAGCAGAUCCGCAAGCCACCCGUUGUUGAAUUCAUGAUACCCAAGAGAGUGUUCCUGCCGCAAGAAGCUGGUGCCGAGGCGGAAGACACGCUCCUAGCGAAGUUGUGGGAUUUUCAAUAG